AUGGGCAACAAGGGAGGAUCAGAAGCUUGGGCUUUCAUCAAGCAAGUGGUAGCAGGACGAUGGUUUAGUGUAUUCGCGGGACUGAUAAUGAUGAUCCGCAACGGCACUACUUACGUGUUUCCAACAUAUUCCAAAGUCAUAAAAACCCAAUUUGAUUACAGCCAAACCCAAAUUAACACAUUGGGAUUCGCCAAAGAUCUCGGGUCGAACAUCGGAAUUGUCGCGGGGCUUCUGGCGGAGGUGACUCCGACGUGGGUUCUCUUUAUAAUUGGGGCAUUUCAAAACUUCACCGGCUUCUUCUUGAUUUGGCUCUCCAUAACUGCCCGGAUCGCCAAGCCAAAAUUCUGGCAAAUGUUCAUUCUGGUUUGCUUCGGUACUAAUUCUUCAAAUUGGGCCAACACUGCCAUUAUGGUGACGAGCGUGAGAAACUUCCCCGACCGACGAGGGAUCAUUUUGGGUCUUCUUAAAGGGUAUGUGGGUAUUGGAGGUGCCAUCAUAAGCCAACUUUAUUUAGCCAUUUACGGCCACAAUGAUCCAUCCAAUCUGGUUCUUCUUUUCGCAUGGCUCCCCUCUCUCCUAAUCCUCAUCCUUUUCCCCUCAAUUCGACCAAUCCGUAUCCGUAAGCAUCCCGAUGAACUCAAAGUGUUUUACCAGUUACUUUACGUCUCAAUUCUUUUGGCCAUUUUCAUCUUGUUUUUAACCAUUGCACAAAAACAAGUGGUUUUCUCUCAAGCUGG
Messenger RNA from Cucurbita pepo subsp. pepo (vegetable marrow), 737 nucleotides. Lineage: Eukaryota; Viridiplantae; Streptophyta; Magnoliopsida; Cucurbitales; Cucurbitaceae. The record is from RefSeq and is a predicted model, not a curated record.